AUGGAGGAAGUUGUUGGGACGUUUGCUCGAAAGCUUGCUUUGACGGAGACGGAGGUUGAGGUGGUGUUGCCGGAGGAAGCGGUGAAUGUGGGGCCGCAGCGUUGGUUCAUCGUUUGUGAAUUGCUCACUCCGAAACCUUUCAGGGUGGAGUCUCUUAUUAACACAAUGAAGGGUCUCUGGAUCCCCAAGUCGGACCCGCCGGAUCGAGGGAGGAUCGUGGCAACACAGCUAGGGGAUGGAAGGAUGCUGUUCGCUUUUAAGAGGGAAGCAGAUCUAAAGUGGGCUAUCAAGGGCUGCCCUUGGUCGUUUGAUAAAGCUCUGUUGGCGGUGGCGGUAACAGAUGGACGGGAGGACCCGUCUAGAGUUUCACUUAACACCCAAUACUUCUGGAUUCGUAUUCGAGGCCUUCCACCGGUUUACCUGGAGGAGAAAUUGUUGGACAAUACGGGGAGGUUGUUGGGACAGGCGAUUGGAGAUUUUGUGCGUGCUGUUAAGGGUUGUGGGGUAACCUGCCUGGGGGAGUACCUAAGGAUUAGGGUGGGAGUGAGUGUGGAGGCUCCAUUGAAGAGGUGGGUGAGUUUCAAACCGGUGGGGUGGUUGGAGAGGAAGAGUUUUGAUCUAGAGUAUGAGCGGCUCCCACACUUUUGUUUCUAUUGUGGGUUGCUGACGCAUACCGGAGGAAGAUGUCCUCGCCGUGAGUCUGGCGGCUUUCUGUUCCAGCCUAUGAUGCUCUGCUAA
Rosa rugosa (rugosa rose) is the source of this 738-nucleotide messenger RNA. RefSeq lists its product as uncharacterized. The record is from RefSeq and is a predicted model, not a curated record. NCBI's taxonomy places the organism in Eukaryota, Viridiplantae, Streptophyta, Magnoliopsida, Rosales, Rosaceae. Bases 1 to 738 code for a protein of 245 amino acids. The transcript has a single exon.